Grus americana (Whooping crane) is the source of this 1172-nucleotide messenger RNA. RefSeq names its product serine protease inhibitor Kazal-type 10-like. The record is from RefSeq and is a predicted model, not a curated record. NCBI's taxonomy places the organism in Eukaryota, Metazoa, Chordata, Aves, Gruiformes, Gruidae. Bases 380 to 1051 code for a protein of 223 amino acids. The transcript has 10 exons. Gene Ontology annotation, molecular function: protein binding; serine-type endopeptidase inhibitor activity.
UCUUGUCCCCCUCCAGUGAGGAGGGAGUUGGGGUAAGAGGACACCAGCUCCAGCACUUAUUUUCUUUCCUGGGGAGCAGCAGAGAGGAUGAGGAUGGCCCCCAGGAGCCAUGAUGCCUUGGAGACAAGCGGAGCUCCCGAUCACGCUCAAGAUCCCAGUGGUCCUCGGAGGGCAUCUUCCAGGGGCCAUGUCUGCUAAGCAGGAAAAUCCACCAGGCAAUUGAGGGGAAACUUUUACAGAGCAAAUAAUUACUCUAUGGGAUGACUUCACCGGGUCAGGGAGAUGUAUAUAUAGAGUGCAGAGAGAGAAGGCUGAGAACCAUCUACUGAACUCAACAGCAACAGAUUUGCAAGUAACAGACUAUACAACCAUCGCCACUAUGAAGACAACAAGAAGCGUUGCCCUUCUUGGGCUUGUGCUUCUCAGCUGCCUUUCUGAUAUUGUUGUUGCUCAACAACGGGCCUCCUGCAGCACGUACGGGUUGUCCGGAAAAACACAACUUGCCUGUCCCCGCAACUACGAACCCGUCUGUGGGACCGACAACAUGACCUACCCCAAUGAGUGCUCCCUCUGCAAAGCAAUCUUCCGUAACCGCGCCAUUGACAAGAAGCACGAUGGAAGAUGUGUUGGGCUCGACUGUACUGGCUACCUGAGAUCAAGCAGUGGUCGUGCAGUCCCCUGCACCCUGGAGUACAAUCCCAUCUGCGGCACCAACGGGGUUACCUACAGAAACAAGUGCACCUUCUGCAACGCUGUGGCGAAUGGACUGGACCUAAACCUGCGCAAUUUUGGACAAUGCUUCCAGGACGGAGGCUCCUUUUAUCGUUCCCCUGCACCAGCAUGGAAUCCCCCUCGCAGGAGACAGCCCUUCACGAACUUCCCCAACCAAAUUGACUGCAACGAACAGAAGGGUAACAAUCUCAUCUGCACCAACGAAUACAACCCCCUUUGUGGCUCCGAUGGCAGAACUUACGGAAACAAGUGCCAGUUCUGCAGCGCAGUUUUGCGGAGCCGGGGAAAUCUGUUCCUCAGAUACCAUGGUGAAUGCUGAGUGCUGGAGCCAUAUCCUUCGCCCUGGUUUUUCCCUUACAAAUCCUGCAAUCAAACACGCUCUUCCCUGCUCCCUCGACUGUUGCGCAUUGGUCUCUGCUUUGAUCGAUCAAUAAAUUAAA